Messenger RNA from Pipistrellus kuhlii (Kuhl's pipistrelle), 1182 nucleotides. Its product is annotated as histone lysine acetyltransferase CREBBP-like. The record is from RefSeq and is a predicted model, not a curated record. The coding region runs from base 166 to 669 and encodes 167 amino acids. Gene Ontology annotation, biological process: positive regulation of transcription by RNA polymerase II. Gene Ontology annotation, cellular component: histone acetyltransferase complex; transcription regulator complex. The transcript is spliced from 2 exons. Gene Ontology annotation, molecular function: transcription coactivator activity; zinc ion binding; histone acetyltransferase activity. Lineage: Eukaryota; Metazoa; Chordata; Mammalia; Chiroptera; Vespertilionidae.
CCCGCAUUUCUUCAGGAAUUUCUGCCUUUAGGCAACUGCUUAAAAGGAACCAGGAAGUUUUGCCAGUUAUCUUCCUUCUUAAAGCUGGGAGGCUUCCAUUCGGGUCGCAGAAGGAGCGAAGGAGCAAAGGAGGAACUGCACGAGGACAAAAGAGUCACCUUAGCGAUGGCGGGGGUGCUGGAUCAGGACCUCCGUGUCCACACCUGCGGUGAGUGCCAGAAGCAGAUGGAGACCCGCUGGCACUGCCCCCAGUGCACCUACGACCUUUGCAUCGGCUGCUACACCGCCAAGGGCCACCCCCACGAGAUGGUGAAGGUGGGGCUGGGCCUGGAUGAUGGCGGCAACCAGGGGCAGCCGCAGUUCAGGAGCCUCCGGGAGUGGCGGCGCCAUGCCAUCCAGCGCUGCAUCCAGUCCCUGCGGCACGCCCGCCAGUGCCGCAACGCCGGCUGCCCGCUGCCCACCUGCCAGAAGAUGAAGCGGGUCAUGGAGCACACCAAGGCCUGCCAGCGCAAGAACAACGGAGGCUGCGGCGUGUGCAAGCAGUUCAUCGCCCUGUGCUGCUACCACGCCAAGCACUGCCAGGAAAACCCGUGCCCCGUGCCCUACUGCCUCAACAUCAAGCAGAAGCUCCGCCAGCAGGAGAUCCAGUACCGCCGGCAGCACGCCUAGCUCCCGCGCCCGCGGGUGCGCCAGCAGCAGCGCCGAGUGUGCCUUCCCCUCUGCACCGCCCCGGCCCGCACACUGCAUCCCAGCCCCCUGCACACCACACCCCCGACCCUGCCCCAGCCCUCGCCUGUGAGCAUGUCUCCAGCCGGCUUCUCCCGAGUGGCCAGAACUCAGCCCCCCCACAGUUUGCACCGGGAAGCCCACUAGCCAGGUGCCAGCCCCCGCCCCCGCGCAGGCCCGCCGGCAGCCAUGGAGUGGCCGGCAGAUCGCACGGGAGGUGCAGCAGGAGCAGCACCUGUCCCGGCUGAGCACCAACAACAGGAGGCUCCUGCCCCCUCUGCCGUUUUCCUGUUAUUCUCAUUUCAGGUGUCACAAGAGACAGCUAAGCAGCCGAGAAAAGCAACUCUAGACCCAGCUUCCUGCCACCGCCCGCACCCACAUCCGACCCACACACACACAUAAAUAUCCCGCCCUCCCUAACCUUGCUUGCUGAAAUGGAUAUACUGGUGUGUAUUA